CGGAGCGGCGUGCGCCGGGCCCCCAGGCGGACGGCGGGCGCCGGGUCCCGAGCGGGGCGCCGGGCGCUGGGCCCCCAGGCAGAGCGGGCGGGCGCCGGGCCCCCAGGAGGUGCAACAGGCAUCGGGCCCCCAGGCGGAGCGGCGGGCGCCAGACCCCCAGGCGUGGCAACAGGUCUCGGGGCCCCCAGGCGAAGCGACAGGUCUCGGGCCCCCAGGCAAAGCGGCGGGCGCAGGACCCCCAGGCAGAGCGACAGGUCUUGGGCCCCCAGGCGGAGCGGCGGGCGCCGGACCCCCAGGCGGAGCGACAGGUCUCGGGCCCCCAGGCGGAGCGGCGGGCGCCGGACCUCCAGGCGGAGCGACAGGUCUCGGGCCCCCAGGCGGAGUGACAGGCACGAGUCACCAGGCACGAUAGUGGGCUCCGAGUCAACUGGCAUGACCGCGGCCACUGGGUCAGACAUUGGAUCGUCUGGCUGGACAGCGGGCAAUCGGGUCACCAGGCAUCAGGUCAUUUGGCUCGACUAAAACAGCGGGCACCGAUUAAGUCAUCUGGCAAGGCAGUGGGCCACCCGAGUCACCAGGCACGACAGUGGGCUCCUGAGUCAAUUGGCAUGACCGCGGGAAC
This is a messenger RNA of Staurois parvus, 622 nucleotides long. The record is from the annotation of a GenBank genome assembly. Lineage: Eukaryota; Metazoa; Chordata; Amphibia; Anura; Ranidae.